CUCCUUUCAUCAUUGCUACUGUGCUCGGUAUGAACAGUUCACGAAACAAACAGGCACCGACAGUCAGCAAAGGUCAGACGGACGCAGACACCGGCUCGGAGACGGAUCACAGGGAACGAAAGCCUGGUGGAGGAAUGCUGAAGAAGCUGAAGUCGAGGCGCAGUCAAACGGAUAAGUGGCCUGUAGUCACAGAGGAUGAACUCCGGGCUCUGGGAAGAGAUAUUACCCCGGACAAUGUCCUGGGUCUCCGGGUAGUCACGGAGGACUAUCUGUGCAAACUUGAAGACAAUAUCUACAACAUUGACUUCACACGUUUCAAAAUCCGAGAUCUGGAGACAGGAACGGUGCUGUUUGAGAUUGCCAAACCUCCAAACGGCGGUUCCGCGGAGGGUGAAGACGAGAGUGGAGAUGUAGACACCAGUGCAGGGCGUUUUGUCCGAUAUCAGUUUACACCAGCCUUCCUAAAACUGUGCACUGUUGGUGCAACUGUGGAGUUCACAGUGGGCGACCGGCCCAUUAACAACUUUCGUAUGAUUGAGAGGCAUUACUUCCAGGGACGCCUUCUCAAGAACUUUGACUUUGACUUCGGCUUUUGCAUUCCCAACAGCCGCAACACAUGUGAACACAUUUACGAGUUUCCACAGCUUCCAGAUGACCUCAUUCGCCAAAUGGUGGCACACCCUUACGAGACCAGAUCAGACAGUUUCUACUUUGUGGACAACAAACUCAUUAUGCACAACAAGGCAGACUAUGCCUACAAUGGUGGUCUGUAAUACCCGCAGGGGGAAAUGUUUGCAAUACUUCCCAGGGGAUUGAUUUCCUGCAUUACAACCAUCCAAAAGCUUCUUUUUGGGGGGACAUAAGUAUUCUCUCCUUUUGUGUACAUUCCACCAAACGCAACAACAUUCUUCAGAACCAACUGACCACAUCUGCCUUCACAUGGAAUCAUGGAUCCAUUCAUCAGUAGAGCUCAGUUUCUGGGACUACGAGGAAUGUUCGCUCAGAUAUUUCUCUGUUAAAUCCAACUGAAACCUUUUUGUUCCGUCUCUCGGUUUGUCAUACAAGUGUCGUGUUACACUUCUGCCUGCAGUUUCUUGCCGUCUCUGCUGGAAAGGGACACUUUGAGUCACAGACGUCUCAUGGCUAAGCCUUUUAGACUGUUAGUUUUAACUUAAUUUACUUUAGUAUGUAGGUGUUAUCAGUUGAUGUUUAUUUGAACUACCCUUCGCAAGUGACAAUUGUGUUUCCCCGUAUGGAAAAGCGAGCAUUAACUAGAUGUUUUACAGUAUUGUAAGUCAUAGAUGAUCAUGUAGCACUAGUUGACAGUUUGAGUUUCAUUCUUGCUUAAAUAUCUACCAUCAGUUGUUUUUGUCAUUGGGACUGUUUGUGUCAAAUAUUUAAGCUUGGUGUCAAUUUCAUAAGGAACAUUAGGUCUUUGGUAGGACUUUUUUUUUGUUUAUUUUUUAAGAAUAGCAUGAGCUCUCUUUUCAUGAUGCCAGGUGUCAUGUUUACCCUGCUAAUAGCUCUCACGUUUUUAUGACAACAGUUUUCACGACAUCAUUGGCUGUCGACUGGGAAUCUAGUGUUUCUUCUAUCGAAUUCUGUAACCUCUGCACACUGGGACGCUGAAAAAAAAAACGAGUCCGUAGCAGAAUCUGAGUUUCAGGACUGGUUUAUAUGGCCUCGGUGUCUAAAGCAGUUUGGUCUUCCUGCUUUAUUCACUCAAAUGUAGUGCACGGUUAUUUGAUCCCCUUGAAGUCUGUCUUCCUGGUUUAUUUGGCACAACAGCACUGUGAAUCCCACUCUUUAGGAGCCGAGUUUGUCCAGCGGUGUGUUAUACCGAUCAAACGGGUCUUCUGCUGCUCUGCGCUCAGGUUCUCAAUCUACCAAUGAAAUACCCCAGUAGCACACAGCAUGACAGUACAGAGUGAUGUAGCUUGGUAGUUGAUGUAUUUUUAAUGAUGCAGUAGGGUAGAUACAGAACUUGACCCGUUUCUCUGUUCAUGGAAGACUAUACUGGUGGUUUUGCAUAUUGUAGCCCAUUUACUACAAAUUGUGUGUAAUGUUUUUAUUAUACACAAGUUUCCAGUCUAUUAGGUACACCUUCACAAUGUAAUGCAAAUUUGCACAACAGCCCUACAAUAUAUCCUUCUCAGUUAAGCUUGCAAUGCUCAUUUUUGGUUAAACCUUUUAAUCAAAAUAGGUGUUGAUUUGAUUAUGUGGUCAUGGGAGUGGUGCUGUUGAAUUGCAUUCCAUCUACUGAACGGUGUUCCUGAAAGGUUGGGAUGUCUGUAGUUCAAGCGACUUUGAGUCCAUGAAAAGCGCUAGAUAAAUUCAAUUUAUUAUUAUUAUUAUUGAACACACCAACAAUGAGGAGUUUGAAAAUAGUCCCUGCCUGUCAUUUCCAGUCUUAACUAUCCACUGUGAUUAGCUAGUUCCAUAUCUCAGAAUUUUCAUAUUGCACAGACAUGAAUGGAUAUCAGCGGCUGCCUGAAAGGGAGGCAGGAAAGCAUUCUAAAACCUUGUAAAUGGUCAGCAUUACUUUAACACUUACGUAAUGCAUUUAAAUCAUGCAAAACCACUGGAACAGUCUGGACGUCCUUUUUUAAAAACACAAAUGAUUCUUUUACUGUACAUUGUAACAUUGAUUCUUUGUGCCUUAUGUUAUUCAGGUGUUCAAUGUUGUUAUUUUUAUGUAAGAGAACGUUGUGCAUCAUCCACCUGUACGGCAAACACUGCAUUAACCUGAUGGGAAGAGAAUUCCCCUUCAGCUUCUUGCAGCCUACUUGGUGUCUUACAGAAUGUGUUGAGUCAUUUCAUAUCUUAUUUACUUUUUUUUGGAUCAGUGACAACUCAUGUAGCCCAUUUAUAACUCCCAACAAGUGUGAUAUCAGGCACACACUUGGACAGCCGUAGCCUUCGAACCUAUGACCUAUACAACAUAAAUCUUUUGUCAAUUGGACCCAAUGGAUGUAUCUCAGUUGGACUGCUGGUAAGCAGCACGGGUGUUGUAGGAGCAGUUGUGGGAAGAUUGUGCAUUGUUUGCCAUACAGUAUCAGUCAGGGGUAUUUUGUCGUAAAAUCAAAUGAUCGAAAUGCCUUGAGAAGUGGAUACACUUUACAUUUCUGCACAAAAGACUAAAUGACCCAAGAAAUGUAUGGAUCCAUGCUGUAACAUGUUUAGACUACUCCUUUUUUAUAUUGGCUAAUUUUACAAAUGAUACAUUCAUGUCAUAUUAGAUCUAUUGUAAAUAAAAAAUGGUGCAAAACAUUGAAAA
Perca fluviatilis (European perch) is the source of this 3277-nucleotide messenger RNA. RefSeq names its product unc-119 homolog 1 (gene unc119b). Lineage: Eukaryota; Metazoa; Chordata; Actinopteri; Perciformes; Percidae. The record is from RefSeq and is a predicted model, not a curated record. Gene Ontology annotation, biological process: cilium assembly; lipoprotein transport; nervous system development. Gene Ontology annotation, cellular component: cilium. Gene Ontology annotation, molecular function: lipid binding. The coding region runs from base 30 to 773 and encodes 247 amino acids. The transcript has 5 exons.